AUGCUGACCCACAGUCCAUGCCAGGCAGACCCACACGAUGACUUCUAUGCUUACGAUGAAGAUGGCACGCGGUUUUCCCAUGACAUCACUCCCAUUAUUCUGGCGUCCCAGAGCCACGAAUAUGAAAUGGUGCAUGUUCUUCUCAUGAAAGGAGCUCAGAUACAACGGCCACAUGAUUAUUUCUGCCAGUGCAUGGUGUGCAGCGAGCAGCAAAGGCACGACUCGUUCAGCCAUUCCAUAUCACGCAUUAAUGCAUAUCGAGGUCUGGCCAGUCCUGCUUAUCUGUCACUAUCAAAUGAGGAUCCCGUCAUGGCUGCCCUAGAGCUUAGUAAUGAGCUAGCUGUUCUCGCCAACAUUGAGAAAGAAUUUAAGAAUGACUACAAGAACUUGUCCAUGCAGUGUAAAGACUUUGUCGUUGGACUUCUUGACUUGUGCAGGAACACAGAGGAGGUGGACGCCAUCUUGAAUGGAGAUACUGAGUCAACAUCAGGCCGACAAAAUCUCAUCCGAUUAAAACUGGCUAUUAAGUACGAAGUCAAAAAGUUUGUGGCACACCCAAAUUGCCAGCAGCAACUUCAUUUGAUCUGGUAUGAAAACUUGUCUGGUCUUCGCCAGCAAACAACUGCUAUUAAGUUGCUGCUUGUCCUCGGAGUGGCUUUGGGGCUACCAUUCCUGGCCUUGAUCUAUUUGUUAGCACCGUCUAGCAAGUUGGGAAAACUCAUGUGCGGGCCUUUUCUGAAGUUUGUGGCCCAUGCUGCUUCUUUUAUCAUUUUUCUGUGCUUGUUGGUCUUGAACGCGGCCGACCGGUUUGAGGGCACGUCACUGUUACCCAAUAUGACCUUGCACGAUUCGCCCUCACAGCUGUUCCGCAUGAAGACCACUCCUUUCACUUGGAUGGAGAUUCUCAUCCUUUCUUGGGUCUUAGGUAAAAUCUGGGAAGAGUGCAAAGACAUUUGGGCACAGGACAUCCGCGAUUAUGUUUCAGAACCUUGGAACCUUCUUGAUUUCAGUAUUUUGACCAUUUUUAUGACUUCCUUCAUGGCGAGAUUCAUGGCGUUUUGGCAUGCCUACAAAGCUCAGUGCUACGUGGACAGGCUCUAUACCGACUUGGCUAAUGUAACCUUGCCUAUUGAGAUCCAGUAUUUCCAACUUGCUCGGAUCCACUGGAUGCCUUCAGACCCACAGCUAAUCUCUGAAGGACUAUAUGCAAUUGCAGUUGUACUUAACAUAGACCACAAAUUCAUAGAAAACACGGGCUACGUCCUGUACGGUGUGUACAACAUCAUCAUGGUGAUCGUUCUGCUGAACAUGCUGAUCGCCAUGUUCAAUAGCUCCUUUCAGGAAAUACAGGAUGACGCUGAUGUAGAGUGGAAGUUUGCACGCGCUAAACUGUGGUUCUCCUAUUUUGAGCACGGGGGGACUUUGCCUGUGCCCUUCAACCUUGUUCCCAGUCCCAUGUCCCUGGCUUUCCUCUGGUCAAGGCUAAGGGAAAUCAUGUGGGAUGUGUCUCCAAGAAACAGUAAGGAAACAUCCAGCUUCGAAACAGAACAAGGAAAGCUGAAGAGACCAGAUGUUCCCCCUUUAGAAUCGUCUUUCUGUUCUGGCCAUCACCAAAAGAUAAUGAAUCGUCUGAUCAAAAGAUACAUUUUAAAAGCGCAAAUAGACAAAUGCAAUGCAGAUGUGAACGAAGGUGCGUUAAAGGAAAUCAAACAGGACAUCUCAGGCUUGAAGUUUGAGUUGCUGGAGCACUCUAAACAUGAUUUGGACAACAUGCAACAACUCAUUCAAGACUUAGGAGGGGCAGGGACUGGGAAACAUUUUCUUGAUCGCGGCAGUAACGAGUUUCUCAAGUGCGAUACUUUGCCGUGGGAGGACUUUACCAAAAGAACUGUUGUUGCAAACCAGCCUGCCAUUCUCCCCACAUCGUGUAAAUACAUUAAGGAUGAGAAGGAGCCGUCAGUGAUCAUGGGGAGCCCCUGUCCCCGCUUCGAAGCCCCCGCGGACCUGAGCGCCCUGGACACCUGUUGUGAUCCGCAGAGGAGGCUGCCUUUGGCGGAGAGCGAAGCGUCUUUCAGCGCCGCGGCUUCACGACCUGGCACCGCUGGAUCUCCAAACUUUAUGCUCGAGCUGAGCCCACCGGAGGCGCUGGCACAGGCCAGGUCCGAGUCCAGAAGCUCUCUGUCCGGUAAACCUUUGCUCUCCUUUGACAUGAGCGCACACGCGUCUCCUCCACAGCAACAGGCGAUGUUCAGAGGCGAGCUGUCCCGGUGGCCCCUGCAGCCCUCUUCUGCAGAGCCGCACUAUUGGGGACCGUCCCCGCGGGUCCCCGAGGAGCCCUUCUCCCACAUGUCCUUCGAGGGCACGUCGAGCCAGAGCCUGGUCCAGAGGAACCCCUCUCCCUUCUCCACAUUCCCUGGCAUGCCUCCUCAGAGACAGUGUGUGAUUUGUGGCGAUGAGGCGUCAGGCUGUCACUAUGGCGUGUUAACCUGUGGUAGCUGCAAAGUGUUCUUCAAGAGAGCCGUGGAAGGUCAUCACAGCUAUUUGUGUGCCGGGCGAAAUGACUGUAUUGUGGAUAAAAUAAGGAGGAAAAAUUGCCCAGCAUGCCGUCUGAGAAAGUGCUACCAGGCUGGGAUGAUGCUCGGAGGUCGAAAGCUGAAACGUUUUGGGGCCUUGAAGGGUUUGAGUCUGCCCCACUCCCUCAUGUUUCAGUCCCAGUUGGUCUUGCCCGGAGGGGAGAACCAGGCCCUGGGCGCCAUGGCGGGUCUCCCUGGUAUCCGCAACAUCCAGCUGUCCCAUCAGAUCCUCAACAUCCUGGAGAACAUCGAGCCGGAGACGGUGUAUUCUGGAUUCGACAACUCCCAGCCCGAUGUCCCGCACAUCCUGCUCAACAGUCUGAACCGUCUGUGUGAGAAGCAGCUGCUGUGGAUCGUCAAAUGGUCCAAGUCUCUGCCAGGAUUCCGUAAUCUGCAUAUCAACGACCAGAUGACCCUGAUCCAGUAUUCAUGGAUGAACCUGAUGGUGUUCUCUCUGGGCUGGCGCACCUUUCAGAACGUCACCAGUGAAUACUUGUACUUUGCUCCUGACCUUAUUCUCAGUCAAGAGCAGAUGAGGAAAUCACCCAUCUAUGACCUCUGUCUGGCAAUCCAGUUCAUUCCUCAGGAGUUUGCUAAUCUUCAGGUCACUCGAGAAGAGUUUCUCUGCAUGAAAGCCAUUAUCCUCCUCAACACAGUGCCUCUAGAAGGACUCAAGAGCCAGGCAGUGUUCGAAGAGAUGAGGCAGAACUACAUACGAGAGCUGAGCAAAGCCAUCCACAUGAAGGAGAAAGGCGUCGUGGCGAGUUCGCAAAGAUUUUACCACUUGACCAAACUAAUGGAUGCCAUGCACGAUAUAGUGAAGAAGGUCAACUUGUACUGUCUGAGUACGUUUAUCCAGGCCGACGCCAUGAGGGUGGAGUUCCCCGAGAUGAUGUCAGAGGUCAUAUCCUCACAGCUGCCCAAGGUGCUGGCUGGUAUGGUGAGGCCACUGCUGUUCCACACCAAGUGA
Knipowitschia caucasica is the source of this 3543-nucleotide messenger RNA. The record is from the annotation of a GenBank genome assembly. NCBI's taxonomy places the organism in Eukaryota, Metazoa, Chordata, Actinopteri, Gobiiformes, Gobiidae.